Messenger RNA from Colius striatus (speckled mousebird), 855 nucleotides. Its product is annotated as C-type lectin domain family 2 member B. The transcript is spliced from 6 exons. NCBI's taxonomy places the organism in Eukaryota, Metazoa, Chordata, Aves, Coliiformes, Coliidae. The record is from RefSeq and is a predicted model, not a curated record. The coding region runs from base 182 to 796 and encodes 204 amino acids.
ACAGAGACACCCUAAAGAGGAGGAGACUGGCAAAGUGCCUGGUCUGACAUUACAUUUGCUGGCCAACAUGAGGAAGUUGCUUCUCCAGGAGUGAGGCUCUGCUGUGAGGGCAGCCUGAGGCAGCAUCCUCACUGAUUGCAGUGGAUGGGAGUCCUUGGGUGUGCUGCUGAUCCCACCCACCAUGGGCAAGGGGACUCGAGAACCAACCUUGUCUGAACAAGAGGAAGCUUGGAAAGUGUGCACCAAAGGAGAGAAAGAGAGCAACUGGGGCUUCAAUGAGGAGUUGAAGUGGCAAAGGUCGCCCUCCACACGGGUUUAUCUCCCUCUGUGUGUGCUGCUGGUGCUUCUCGUCUUCCUCCUGGUGACCCUGACUGCUGUCCAUUUCAGAUCUCGUUCAGCUCGCCCAGACUUCUCCUUCGUGUGCCCAGACUCCUGGCUUGGCUUCCAAGGGAAGUGCUACUAUUUCUCUGAGGCUGAAGGCAACUGGACCACCAGCCACGACAACUGCAAGGCCCUGGGAGCUUCACUGGCCCUCAUAAGCAGCAUGGAUGAGCUGUCCUUCAUCAAGCGCUACAAAGGCGAAGCCAACCAUUGGUUUGGGCUACGGAAGGAGAACGACAACUGGUUGUGGGUUGAUGGAACAACCUUUGACAGCUGGUUUGAGGUGCGAGGUGGUGGACCUUGUGCAUAUCUGAACCAGGAGAGGAUCAGCUCCUCCCUGUGCCACACCAAGAAGAACUGGCUCUGCAGCAGACCUGAUGACUACAUCCUCUGGAAGCAAAAAGCAUACCCCUAAAAGAAAACCCCACCAUAAAAAACCUCAAAAAAACCAAUAAACAUCAUCUUUCAACUCCA